This is a messenger RNA of Aptenodytes forsteri (emperor penguin), 773 nucleotides long. It is a transcript of the gene PNO1, whose product is annotated as partner of NOB1 homolog. Gene Ontology annotation, cellular component: nucleolus. The transcript is spliced from 6 exons. Bases 11 to 547 code for a protein of 178 amino acids. Gene Ontology annotation, molecular function: RNA binding. The record is from RefSeq and is a predicted model, not a curated record. NCBI's taxonomy places the organism in Eukaryota, Metazoa, Chordata, Aves, Sphenisciformes, Spheniscidae.
AAAAGGCGAAAUGAGGAAGGUUCCCGUGCCGGCCAACAGGUACACUCCGUUGAAAGAGAACUGGAUGAAAAUAUUCACGCCUAUCGUGGAGCACUUGCAGCUUCAAAUCAGGUUUAAUUUGAAAACAAGAAACGUUGAGAUCAAGACUUGUCAAGAGACAAAGGAUCUCGGUGCUCUAACAAAGGCAGCUGAUUUUGUGAAAGCAUUUAUACUUGGGUUCCAAGUAGAGGAUGCUCUUGCUCUCAUCAGAUUAGAUGAUCUUUUUCUAGAAUCGUUUGAAGUUACAGAUGUCAAACCUUUGAAAGGAGAUCAUCUGUCAAGAGCAAUAGGGAGAAUAGCAGGGAAAGGCGGAAAAACAAAAUUCACUAUAGAAAACGUAACCAGGACACGAAUAGUUCUUGCGGACGCGAAAAUUCAUAUCCUGGGAUCUUUUCAGAACAUUAAAAUGGCACGAACAGCAAUUUGCAAUCUAAUUUUAGGAAGUCCUCCAUCAAAAGUUUAUGGCAAUAUUCGGGCAGUGGCCAGCAGAGCAGCUGAAAGAUUCUGAGCUGCAGCACGGCUGCACCACCAAGGACUGGGGCUGGGAGUCAGGGUUUCUGUAUGCAUGAGAGGCCUGGAGCGACAGAAGUACUCGGUCUUCCGCUUGAUUUGGAAGCCCAGAAGAAAACCAGGACUGUUUGUGCAGUCUAAUUUCAUUCAGACACGCUGUCUGAUUUGAAUACACUUAAUAUUUCUGUAUAGUCAUUAAAAGUUAUUUUAAAUUGGUUGUGUCU